AACCCUUAGAUGCAUAAGUGGGUCAAAAAUGACCCGGUGAGGUUGUUUUCUUGAAAUAUCUUUGUAAUGAAAAUUUUUUAACAUUUCAUAUUCCAGGUAUUCCUCAAAAAACAUGUUUUUGACAUAAUUCCAUUUACAUUUCUAACUUACCUUUUAAAAAUUUUAAGAAAUUUUAGUUUUUGUACUACUACCCCAAGCUUCCAUAAGUGGGUCACAAAUGACCCGCAUGCAUUUUCUUUGGAAUCCAAUGGGAACCUUCAAUUUUUAUCAGCUGUGGCUGUCUGGAAUAAAUAAAUUGUGGACCACACGGACUAUAUCAGAAGUUUGACCCUUCAGGAAGACUAUUUUACACAGCAAGAGCUGAUACAUGUAAGUAUUAUUGUCAUACAGUAUUGUGUGUGUGUGUGUCUUUCAUGACUUAUUCACUGCUUUUAUUUAUCAACGGAUUAGCCUAGUUUAUAACUAGCUAAAACUAGUGUGUAUGUGUGUGUAAGUCAGUGCUACAUAUUGAUCUAUUGAAAACAUUACUCUCAUGUUUCUUCAUCAAGGUGUCAUGGCUGCUAGAUACACAGUUGAAAUGGUCCUACAGAUGCUGGAUGACGGAGAGGCAGUAACGGGGUUGGACUCAGAGUCUGAAAUUUCUGAUGAUGAGGACCCAGACAAUUGUCCAGGUGGCAGUGGCAGUCGUCCACCUGGAAAUCCAACUGAACAGGAUCAAUCUGACUCAGAAGAUUCCUCUUCGGUGUCCUCUGAAGAACAAAAUAUCAUUUCCAACAGAAUGAGUCGGAAGGGCUCUUACUGGAGCGAGUUACCUCCCACCCAGGGUAGAACACAGAGCCACAAUAUCAUCAGAAGUCGGUCAGGGCCUGCAGAAGGGCUUAGCACCACUGUCUCACCAAAAGAUGCAUGGGAGCUCUUUAUCACUGAUGAUAUAAUACAAGAGGUGAUGAAGUGCACAAACUUGGAAGGACGGAGAGUAGCAACAGCUAGAAGAAAAGAAUGGACAAAUAUCACUAAAGAUGAAUUCAUGGCCUUCAUUGGAUUGACCCUGCUUGCAGGAAGUGAGAAGAACUGGGAUGUUUCAGUCCGUGAGCUUUUUGGGAGUCCUCUACAUAAUCCCAUGUACAAGGCCACUAUGGCUGUUGGAAGAUUUGAAGACAUUCGCCGUACCUUGCGCUUCGAUGAUAAGAGGACCAGAGCCUUCCGACUGGAAACAGACCAUAUGGCAGCCUUCCGCUAUGUAUGGGACCUGUUCCUGGUCAACUGCAGACAGCGAUUCAUCCCCAGUGAUUGUGUCACUGUGGACGAACAGCUUGUGCCAUUCAGGGGUAGGUGCAAGUUCUUACAGUACAUGCCAAGCAAGUCCGCCAAGUACGGCCUAAAGAUCUUCUGGGUUUGUGAUGCACGCAUCCCCUAUGCAAUAGAUGGUAUAGUUUACACAGGGAGACAACCAGGUGAAGAAGUUCAGAAGAAUAUGGGGGAAAACAUUGUCAAGCAGUUGCGUGGUAGAUUUAGAAACACAGGUCGCAACAUCACAAUGGAUAACUUUUUCACCAGUGUGCCUCUUGCACAGCAUCUUCUAGAGAAGGAUCUCACUAUUGUGGGGACUCUACGUCUGAACAAGCCAGACAUCUCUCCUCUGAUGAAGCCUUCCAAGUCCAGGGAGGUUCACAGCACAGAGUUUGGAUUCAACAACAGCCUUACCAUUGUCAGCUAUGUCAGAAAGAAAGCAAAAGCUGUUGUGCUCCUGAGCACGAUGCACCACGACAAAGUAGUGGAUGAAAAUAGCAGAAAGAAAAAAACAGAAGUGAUCACAUUUUACAACAAGACGAAAGGAGGUGUAGACACCACUGACCAGAUGGUUGGAACCUACACCUGCAAGCGCCAAACACAGAGGUGGCCCAUGGUGUUGUGGUAGAACAUAAUUGACAUCGCCACCCUGAAUUCCUACACCUUUUUCACGGCUCAGCACCCAGAUUUCAAGAGCGGCAUCACCAAUGCACGACGGAUCUUCCUCAAAGAGCUGUCAAAGGAGCUUGUCACCCCACACAUGAGGAGUCGACUGGAAGGCUGCCCCCAACUGCAAACCCCGAUUAUUGAAGCAAUGGAAAGGUGUGGGGUGACAAAAGCCAAAAUCCAGCCACAGGAGGGAAGCAGACAGUGCCAACCAAAGAGAAAGAGGUGUCAGAUCUGCCCAAGUAACAAAGAUCGCAAAGUUAACAACAGUUGUGGGAAAUGCAAUGUACCUGUGUGCAAUGAUCGCAGCCAGAAACAGGUAGUUUGUCUGAACUGCAUACAAUGAUGAGACAAGGCAAAACAGGCAAAAGAAAGAGGAACUGUCAAUGACUGGACAUACAUACACACAUGCACACACAAUGGAUGUUCACAUGUUUUCUCUUGCGGUUCUGGGUAAUUUUGUUUUAAAUUGUGAAGAAGAAAAGUGAAGAAUAAAGAUAUUUCAAACAUGAAAUCAUUCUUGUGUGGUCCUAAAUAUAUUACAAAAUAUUAUACAAGUGAUUAUUCUUCACCAAAAUGACAACAAAUGGCAUGAAAACACGUUGAUUCUAACAUGGGUCAUUUUUGACCCACUUGUGGAAGAGUGUAGGGUCCAGUCACUCGUGCAUCUAAGG
This is a messenger RNA of Nerophis ophidion (straightnose pipefish), 2630 nucleotides long. Its product is annotated as piggyBac transposable element-derived protein 4-like. The transcript has a single exon. Lineage: Eukaryota; Metazoa; Chordata; Actinopteri; Syngnathiformes; Syngnathidae. The record is from RefSeq and is a predicted model, not a curated record. Bases 533 to 1918 code for a protein of 461 amino acids.